Molecule: messenger RNA, 2336 nt
Organism: Folsomia candida
Lineage: Eukaryota; Metazoa; Arthropoda; Collembola; Entomobryomorpha; Isotomidae
Product: solute carrier family 35 member C2
Exons: 10
Coding region: 260-1684 (474 amino acids)
Biological process (GO): UDP-glucose transmembrane transport
Cellular component (GO): endoplasmic reticulum-Golgi intermediate compartment; cis-Golgi network; Golgi apparatus
Molecular function (GO): antiporter activity
Source: RefSeq, a predicted model, not a curated record
GUGAAAGGCAGAUUUAGCAGCAAGCUGGGUCAGUGCAGCCCUUCAGUCUAAUUGUAUACGGACCGAGUAUACCUAAUUCUUUAAACUUUUGAGACGGGACGAAUUAGUAAUAAGGGGCCUGUUUUGAUCCGAGACGUUGCUCCCAGGAAUGAAGUUACAAAAGUGGGUAGACACUUGCUGGCCAUCCGGCAUAUUAUCUCAUCACUGUUACUGCUGCUAUUAAUUCUGGUCAUAUAAUUGGGGAGGACAGGAGAUCCCCAUGCAGAAAAAAGUUCAAGAAUUUACUAUACUCGAUGACGAUGACGAUAUACAACACCGCGACCAAGACGCCUUCUUGUUAGGACGUUACGACGAAGAGGAAGACCUCUUUACACAACUUCAACAAAAGAAAAAACAGAGACGGCACCUUUUCUCACCCACACCUGGGAGGAGUCCUUCUGGAUUAAUAAUGCUAAGAUUGCGAUGGUGUGCCGUGAUGGCUGCCGUGUUCCGUGCACCCACCGGGCCAAAUAGAUCUCUGUAUUACAUCAUUGUAAGAAAUAUCUUGCUCAUCCUCGUCUAUUAUGUUCUCUCCAUUGGACUCACCUUCUACCAAAAUCACCUCCUCAAAGAAAUCCACUUUCCUCUCUCGGUCGUCUUAUGUCACUUGGUGGUCAAGUUCUUUCUCUCCUCGGUCAUCCGCCUGUGUUACGAGCUUUGGACUGGAAAGAAGAGGGUCGUGUUGGACUGUGACAAUUGGUGCAAGAAGCUUUCACUCAUCGGAAUUUCGGGAGGACUGGACAUUGGGUUUUCGAAUUGGGGACAAGAAUUUAUCACCGUAUCCUUAUAUACAAUGUCCAAAAGCACGGCCAUUAUUUUUAUUCUGGGAUUUGCUCUAGUUUUGAAGCUUGAGGAAAAGCACUGGUCUCUGAUUGUGAUUGUGUCCAUGAUAUCCGGUGGACUAUUGAUGUUUACCUAUAAAAGCACACAAUUUGACCUGCUAGGAUUUUCUCUGAUUAUGGCCGCGUCGUUUUUGAGUGGAAUGCGUUGGACAAUUUGUCAAUUAAUUAUUCAAAAGAGUAAGUUGGGCCUGCAUAACCCAAUUGACAUGGUGUAUCAUGUACAGCCUUGGAUGAUUGCGGCCGUGCUCCCCUUUGCCCUUUUCUUCGAAGGGUCGCUCAUAACCAGUCACUCGCUCCCUCUUCAGAGUCACGAGGACAAGGCUCACUUUCUGACAGUGGUCAACGCCGUAUUGAUUGGGGCCUUGAUGGCGUUCUUCAUGGAAAUAGCAGAGUAUUUGGUGGUCACAUUCACUUCUAGUCUCACGCUCAGCGUAGCUGGCAUUUUUAAGGAAAUUUGUACCCUCUGUCUUGCUGUCAUUUUUAACGGUGAUCAGCUAACUUUUAUCAACUUUAUCGGACUCUUGAUGUGUUUUACUGGAAUAAUUUGCCAUGUCACGUUCAAAGUGAUGAAGAGUACGAACACUGGAGGAGGAGAUUCAGAUGUGUCUACCGUCGUCGCCUCGUCUAACAAUGCUACAUCCACCGCUCUGUCAUCAGGUUCCUCGUCAUGCCGACAAGGUGGGCCAUCGUCCACCUUUUUGACAGAGACGUCUGAGUCAACCACACCACUCUUGUUGGGAGAGGAGGGGUGUGUGACGAAGGAAGUAGACGAGAGUGAGGAUGAGGAGUUGUGGGGAAAGUAGUCCUUUUACCCAGCUCCUUGCUCUAAAUAAAUUAUAAUCAUAAGUCAGAUCAUAUCCAUGAACACAUUCCUACCUUUUACAUUUCUCCGUUUCUUUCAUUAUUCUUCGUUACUAUACGACAGUAGACUACAUCACUCUUAACUCCUUUUUUAGGACACUGGCUCAUGUCCCUGAAGGAGUCGUGAUGAUGCAUACUAGUGCAUAGUGUGAUACGUUCUAGUAGUGAUAACACUUUAACGAGAAUUACAACAUCUAAAUCCGAGAGUAUAAUUAAACCAUUUUCCUUAAUAUAUUGUAUCAUUUCAUAUAAACUAAGAGAGAAAUUCAUAAUAUUUUUUAUACGGGAUAAUAAUACGUAUAUUUAAUGCAACAAAUUGAAAUUUGUGGUGUGCUGUUCCGUUUUCUCUCGCAUGGUACCUUACAAAUUCUACCUCCGUAAUCGUGCCUACAUAUGUACUCCGUAUUAAUUACGAUACAAGUAUAAACAAACAGUCAUUACUAUAUACAACCUAUUUAUAUACAUAUAGAUAUAGUACAUAUUAUUGCUAUUACUAUUUAUAUGUAAUCUCGAAUGCAUAUAAUGGAUGCAUGCGUGUCAUUGUCAUAAACGCUGAUUGCAAGUGAAUAAAAAAGAAUGUAUAAUAGCCAAGCA